Messenger RNA from Diplodia corticola, 1134 nucleotides. RefSeq names its product alpha-ketoglutarate-dependent taurine dioxygenase. Gene Ontology annotation, molecular function: 2-oxoglutarate-dependent dioxygenase activity. The record is from RefSeq and is a predicted model, not a curated record. Lineage: Eukaryota; Fungi; Ascomycota; Dothideomycetes; Botryosphaeriales; Botryosphaeriaceae. Gene Ontology annotation, cellular component: cytoplasm. Bases 1 to 1134 code for a protein of 377 amino acids. The transcript has 3 exons.
AUGGCUCCCGUCGCAGUUGAACAGCAGCAGCCAGUGCUUCCUCCGGCUCCCGUGCGGGGUCCGUUGGACUACAAGGUCGCUUUCAACUAUGGGCCAAGGUCGUAUAAGAAAGAAAGUGAGGAGAAGGGCAGUGAGAAGCAUCCGCCGGCCAAGUACCCGCACUAUCUGCCAACCUGGAGCCCUAAGACAUACCCGCCUCUUGAGCCCUUCGAGCACUGUGAGCACGGCAAAGAUGCUGACCCUUCACUCUCACACCUCUUCGCCACUGGCCAGCACAAGCCCGUGGCACCCAAGAUUGGCUCCGAAGUGACGGGUGUGCAACUGAGCAAGCUCUCCGACAAGGCCAAGGACGAGCUGGCGCUCUUCGUUGCUCAAAGGAAGGUAGUCGCGUUCCGUGACCAGGACUUUGCCGACUUGCCCAUCCAAGAGGCAUUGGAUAUCGGUGGCUACUUUGGAAGGCACCACAUGCACGUUUCGAGCGGUGCUCCCGAGGGGUACCCGGAGAUCCAUCUCGUGCACCGCAGUGCCGACGAGACCACUGCCAAAGAUUAUUUCCAAGAGAGGACAAACUCCAUCACAUGGCACUCGGACGUCACCUUCGAGGCCCAGCCCCCAGGCACAACUUUCUUGUAUGUUCUGGACGGGCCCGAAGCGGGAGGUGACACUCUCUUCGCAAGCAUGGUGGAAGCGUACAACCGUCUGUCUCCCGAGUUUCAGAAGAGGCUGCACGGUCUCAAGGCCAUCCACUCUGGAUUCGAGCAGGCUGAGGCCAGUGCCGCGCGCGGCGGCGUCGUCCGCCGCACGCCUGUUGCCCACGAACACCCCCUCGUCCGGACGCACCCCGUCACUGGCGAGAAGGCUCUCUUCCUCAACGCACAGUUCACGCGUCGCAUCGUCGGCUUGAAGAAGGAGGAGAGUGACAUGUUGCUGAAGUUUUUGUUCGACCACGUUGCCGCUGGCGCUGAUUUCCAGGCCCGUCUCAAAUGGGAGCCCGGCACUGUGGUUGUCUGGGACAACCGCGUCACUGCUCACACUGCCAUCUUGGACUGGGACGAUGGACACCGACGCCAUCUCGCUCGCAUCACGCCUCAGGCGGAGCGCCCUUAUGAGACACCGUUCGAGGAGAAGAAAUAG